AUGUUACACAACAUAUACUAUGAAAUCUACCCUAAAGUAUACCACACCUGCUUCUUUAUUGUCACUUAUUUUGCUCCAUUAUGUUUGAUGGUCCUGGCAUACAUUCAAAUCUGUCAUAAACUCUGGUGUCAACAGAUUCCUGGAACAUCAUCGGUGCUUCAAAGGAAAUGGAAGUCGCUGCAGUGUUCUGCCCAUGCUGUAGGCUCAGGAGAAUCGGUGAAAGUGAGAACCAGCACUGUCUCAGCGGAGAUCAAACAGGUGAAAGCCCGACGGAAGACGGCACGCAUGCUGAUGGUGGUGCUGUUUGUGUUUGCACUCUGUUACCUGCCCAUCAGUGUUCUCAACAUCAUGAAGAGUUUCUAUGCCUGGUUCACCUUCUCACACUGGCUUAUAUACGCCAACAGUGCCGCCAAUCCAAUUAUCUACAAUUUCCUCAGUGGUAAAUUUCGAGAGGAGUUCAAAGCAGCGUUCAUCUGUCAUUGCUCCGGUAGAGAUGAGACACACAAGGAGAGAGUCAGAGCGAGAACCAGCACAGAUAGCCGCAAAUCUCUGUCUACCCAAGUAAACAAUUUUGACAACAUCUCCAGGAUAUCUGACCAGGCUAUGUAGAGAAGGGUUUGCUGGGUUAAUCCUACUGGGUGCCACUUCACCAGUCACCACCGCCGAUUAGAAGAACACAGACGCGCUUGUAUGUUUUGACCUGCGAGACUAACGGAUGGAAGGAUUGAAUAGACCUAUUAGCCCCAGAGAAUUACCCUCACUUUUUGAAAAUGACAUUGUGUCUCGCGUAAGAGCACAUGAACCUUCAGUGGAAUUGAAAUUUUUACCCUCUGAACCAAGGGUUAUUUUCUGCUCACCGCAACAGGUGAUGUAC
Messenger RNA from Sinocyclocheilus rhinocerous, 874 nucleotides. Its product is annotated as orexin receptor type 2-like. Gene Ontology annotation, biological process: feeding behavior; circadian sleep/wake cycle process; G protein-coupled receptor signaling pathway. The transcript is spliced from 5 exons. Bases 1 to 609 code for a protein of 202 amino acids. Gene Ontology annotation, molecular function: orexin receptor activity. Gene Ontology annotation, cellular component: plasma membrane. Lineage: Eukaryota; Metazoa; Chordata; Actinopteri; Cypriniformes; Cyprinidae. The record is from RefSeq and is a predicted model, not a curated record.